Molecule: messenger RNA, 1720 nt
Organism: Beta vulgaris subsp. vulgaris (sugar beet)
Lineage: Eukaryota; Viridiplantae; Streptophyta; Magnoliopsida; Caryophyllales; Amaranthaceae
Product: E3 ubiquitin-protein ligase RHF1A
Exons: 8
Coding region: 217-1377 (386 amino acids)
Molecular function (GO): ubiquitin-protein transferase activity
Source: RefSeq, a predicted model, not a curated record
UUCAACCGUCACGUCUGAAUAGGAUCGGACUUUUCUUCCCUUUUCCGCUUCCUCCCCAAUUAUUCGUUUCUUUUGACUCCUUCACUCUUUCCCUUCCCGCCUCUCUCCCUUACUCCCCUUAAUUCAUAGGGUUCUUCUCUUCAACUCCUCUCCACUUUCUCAUUCCUCAACAUUCUCUCUCUCUCUCUCUUUCUUGAAGUUGAAGUUUGUGCAUCAAUGGCGGAUUUUACCAAGGCCAAAGAAUCUCUGAUCAUAUCAAUGGCAACAACAUCUGGAUCGUCAUCUUCAGUCCCCAUUGACGACGAUUUCGAGGACGCUUGCAGUAUCUGUCUUGAACCUUUCUCCCUCCAUGAUCCUGCUUCUGUGACGACUUGCAAACAUGAGUAUCACCUGCAUUGCAUACUUGAAUGGUCCCAGCGAAGUAAAGAGUGUCCAAUCUGUUGGCAGUCUCUUGCAUUAAAGGACGCUGCAAGCCAAGAGCUUUUAGCUGCUGCUGCGAUUGAGAGAAACUCUAGGAUAAGGCACGCGUCGAACAAUCAGACCACUUAUCCCCACCAAUAUCAAGAGUCUGGCUCUGCAUAUGGGUCUCAUUGGACCGAUGACUCUGAUUUUAAUGAGCGUAUGAUGCAGCAUUUGACUGCUAUGAUGAACCGAGCUCGACAAGCCCACCGAAAUGAGAGGCGUAGAUCCUCAGGGCGGAGUCCUUCUCCGGAACUUAUGUUCCCAUCUCGUGCAAGUGAAUCAAUCAUGCAUCCAAAUACUCCUGAAGAGUAUAACUCUACUUAUGGUUCAUCUGGAGGCAGCUCGCCAAUUGCUAGUAGCACCCAGCCCCCUUUAUCAGCAAGCCCCUUUUUUGUCAAUAUGUCUUCAGGCUCCGCUCCAAGGGGAGUUUCUCAUCAACCGUCUAGACCUCCACAAAGCCAGUCACCUGACUGUACUCCAAGACCAAGGUCAUCAGAGCUGCACGCUUUUUCAGAGUCAAUUAAAUCCAAAUUCUCUGCAGCAUCAGCCAGAUAUAAGGACUCAAUUUCCAAAGGUACACAAGGUUUUCGGGAAAAGCUUCUCGCACGUAAUGGUUCUGUUAAGGAACUGAGUAAAGGAGUUCAGCGAGAGAUGACCGCCAGCAUAGCUGGUGUGGCACGAAUCAUUGAGCGUCUAGACCUCAAAUCCAAACGGAACACACAGUCUGGUGAAGAUGUUAGUCAUGGUGGGGAGACCUCAAACAUCUUUUCAAAGGGAAAAGGGGUGCUGGAUCAUAUUAUAGCAGACUCUCGGGAGAAUCAUGUGGUUACAAGCGGAGAUUUGAAUUUGCAUAAAAAAUCCCCGGCCGCAUGCUCUAUCUCAAGCCAUAAAGAUGUUUUAAUUCCAGAGAGGUAAUUAAAGCUGUUUGAGCUUGGCUCUUCUAGAUGCAUUGAAGUGCAAGUAGCAAACUCAGCUUUCAGAGAAAAUAUUUGCGGUUGCAAGAGACGUCUAUCAAGGAGACCCUCAUUGAUUCCAGCGUCCUGCAGGUAGUAAUAUACUUUUAUUCUACAGGAUAGUGCGCUUUUUGACAGUUGCUGUCAUUUGAUAAGUAUAUAUGACUGAGAUUGAUGGUUAUAUAUUUUGACUUGUAACUUGUACCUGGUAUAUUGAGAUGGUGAUUGCAGUUGUAAGAUAAGUGAUAUCUAUGUCUUCAUAUGGAAAUGAUACACCAAUUUCUUGCAACAUACGUUUUCUUUCA